GAAGGAAAGAAGGGGAGAGAGGCACGGCAGAGAGCUCGAACACAGAGAGAAGAAGAAAGAGAGAAAGAAGAAAAAGAAGAAGAGGAGAAAAGAAAAAAGGGGGGCUUCACACGUUCUUGUUAUGGAAGCCUCGCCAAGUUAACUAAGUAAUGCAACACUCGGAAUACGAGUGUAUUGGCUCAAGUAACCACAUAGGUUGAUUUUCGACUUUCCCAGGUUCCUCGACUAACGAUGAAUAAAUACGAAAGCGAUAUGGAUGUGGGGACUUUUAAGAGUUGGAUUUUUUGGAGCUUUGAGGCUGUGUCCUUUGAGUAGAAGGACGGCGGUGUCAUCCCCCAUUCUUGAUAGUUUUGGGGUAUGACACUCACAAAGCAAGUGACUCAGCUACGAGGAUUCAAGUACUCCUACUUUGACUUCUACACUUCAACCAGGAUAGAAUCCGAAACCCAUCGAAAUAUUGUCGAUCAUCAUGUCGACCCCGACUCUCCACAUCAUUCUCUUCAUUGUUCUCGCAAGCCUCUUCAUCUCAACUCGUGGCGAUGAUCAGUCUCGGAAAGAUGUUGCUUUGUUCAUCUUCGGCGACUCCGUUAACGACGUGGGGACCAACAACUACAUAAACACCACUGCUGAUUUCAGAGCAAAUUUUCCUCCUUAUGGCGAGACGUUCUUCCGCCAUCCCACUGGAAGAUUCUCCAACGGUCGUCUCAUUGUCGAUUUUAUUGCUGAAUAUGCAAAUCUGCCGCUGAUUCCACCAUAUCUCCAAAUGAAAGAUGAUGAAUUCAUGGGAGGGGCGAACUUCGCAUCCGCCGGUGCUGGUGCUUUGGGCGACACUUAUGAAGGAUUUGUGGUGGAUUUGAAGAUGCAGCUGAAGCAGCUCGAACAACUAGAGAAGAAGCUGGAGAAGGAGAUGGGCAGCGAGAGGGCCAAGAAAAUAAUUAAAGAGGGUGUUUACUUAAUUAGCAUUGGAAGCAGUGAAUACGCCCUGCCUUUCUUCUCUAAUCCUACUCUGUUUCAGUCCAUUUCCAUGGAAGAUUACGUGGGGAUGGUGAUUGGAAACAUCACCACCGUGCUUAAGGGAAUAUAUGAAGUAGGAGGAAGAAAAUUUGCAAUGAUUGGAAUUGGGCAACUUGGGUGUGUGCCAAUCAUGAGACCAGCCGAAAAUGGUUCUUGCUCAGACGAAGCCAACAAGCUCGCACAGCUUCACAACGUUGCUCUUACUUCAAUUCUCGCAAAACUGGAGGCGCAACUCCAAGGAUUCGAGUACUCCUACUUCGACUACUACACUUCAGGCAGUGAGAGAAUCCACUACCCAUCAAAAUAUGGUUUUAAGGAAGCGGAAACUGCGUGUUGUGGUUCGGGUCCUUAUAGGGCAAAUUCAAGCUGUGGAGGCCAAAGAGGAGAGAAGGAAUUUUCAUUAUGCCAUGAUCCUGAGAACUACGUGUUCUUUGACUCUGACCAUGCAGGUGAGAGGGCUAAUAGGCAAUUUGCGCAAUUGAUGUGGAAUGGGAGUUUGAGUAUAAUCAGACCUCGCAACUUGAAAGCAUUGUUCAAGCAUGAGGGUGCUUGAAUAAUUUUUUUCCUUGAAAUCGUAGGUAAAUAAUCACAUCCCACUUGAACAUCAUAUUAUGAAUAAUGGGGGAUGAUGUUGGAUUGAUUGUAUGAUUGCACUUCUGUUAAAGAAUGAGGAUGUUCAAAUGAGCCCCUAGCAUUGCUCAAAUGUCAACAAACUUGAUUUC
Molecule: messenger RNA, 1736 nt
Organism: Eucalyptus grandis
Lineage: Eukaryota; Viridiplantae; Streptophyta; Magnoliopsida; Myrtales; Myrtaceae
Product: GDSL esterase/lipase 5
Exons: 8
Coding region: 470-1567 (365 amino acids)
Molecular function (GO): hydrolase activity, acting on ester bonds
Source: RefSeq, a predicted model, not a curated record